UUUGCUCCCGUUCGGCUCACCGUGAAAAUUUUCACGGCUUUCCAAUUCGAUAUUCGUUUUUCAUUUCACUCGCCAGAGAAGCGAUGGGAAUCAGCAAAGAAAGGGGCGGCUGCCGUCUCCGUCUCCCAGAGGGCUCCCGUCUGCCCUAUGGUAGACGUGACUCACACGAAAGACGACGGAGCGUCAUGUAUGUUACAUGCUCUGCUGCCCUACUGGUUCUCCCUUGGUGCCAUUGUUUGCUGCGUUGAUGUCCAAUGUCAGCCGUCUGGUUUGGUGCGGGCUGCUGAGUGGCCAAUGGGCCCACCAAAGCUUGCCGUGGGAUGCAGAGGCUCCUGUCCCGAUUGGAGACGGUCUGCGCUGCGUGCGCGUUGCAGCCAGUCGAUCUGCCAGCUCGGGACCCGCAGCGAAUCGACUGGCCCGUUACGGCCCAUUACCCCUACAAAUUUACCAGACCGUCUCCAAGGUGAAUGGAGCCGGCCGUAGCCACUACAGAGAGCCCCUCCAAGAGUCGGGAGCCCCUCUAGGCCUCCUCUCGGAGCCAUACGAGAAGGCGCAAAUCGACAGACGGCUAUGGGACGUCAUGGACCGAUCUCGCUGUCCUCAUGCGCCUCACCGACACUUCUCAGAGUUGGAAAGAAGGGAACCGCCGGAGCAUUGCAUGGUCUGCCUGCAGCUUCAUUAUGCCCGGAGGGGCGUGUCGCGAUGCGCGGCAGCCUCCCAUACGUGGGUUGCCCGGCUCGGCCCUGAACGCGGCCUCUGACGUAGCGCGAUGCCCACAAAAACAUCAAAGAUGCUGAUGUUGACGAUAUCUCUGUCCAAUGUCGUGCUGGAUAGGCGGUCAUUGCAGAAGACGAGAGAAGACAAAAGACGGCCGAUGCUGUC
This is a messenger RNA of Lasiosphaeria miniovina, 882 nucleotides long. RefSeq lists its product as uncharacterized. The record is from RefSeq and is a predicted model, not a curated record. The transcript has a single exon. NCBI's taxonomy places the organism in Eukaryota, Fungi, Ascomycota, Sordariomycetes, Sordariales, Lasiosphaeriaceae. Bases 197 to 760 code for a protein of 187 amino acids.